Pterocles gutturalis (yellow-throated sandgrouse) is the source of this 2985-nucleotide messenger RNA. RefSeq names its product integrator complex subunit 4 (gene INTS4). Gene Ontology annotation, biological process: snRNA processing. The transcript has 22 exons. Gene Ontology annotation, cellular component: integrator complex. Lineage: Eukaryota; Metazoa; Chordata; Aves; Pterocliformes; Pteroclidae. The record is from RefSeq and is a predicted model, not a curated record. The annotation marks the transcript as partial.
GAGUGGCUCAGGAUUUGCUCUGCGUUUCUGAACAAUUUCUCUGCCAGCAGCAGCAGCAUGAGGACCUGUCCGCUAAGAAGCUGCGGCUGACCAAGCCCAGCAAGUCAGCGGCACUCCAUGUCGACCUGUGCAAAGCCACCUCGCCCGCAGAUGCCUUGCAGUACCUGCUCCAGUUUGCCAGGAAGCCUGUGGAAGUGGAGAGCGUGGAAGGGGUUGUCAGGAUCCUCCUGGAGCAUUAUUACAAGGAGAACGAUGCCUCUGUAAGACUGAAGAUUGCUUCCUUGCUGGGCUUGUUAUCGAAGACUGCGGGAUUUUCUCCAGACUGCAUUGUGGAUGAUGCCAUUAACACGCUUCAGAAUGAGAAGUCUCACCAAGUUCUUGCUCAGCUGCUGGACACCCUGUUGGUGAUUGGCACAAAACUCACAGAGAAUCCAUCUGUCAGGAUGAGGCUGGUAGAGGUAGCCUGCAAGCAUCUGACAGAUUCUUCCCAUGGUGUAAGAAAUAAGUGUCUUCAGUUAAUCGGCUGUCUUGGACCAGUGGAAAAAGGUGUUGCAAAAGAAGUUGAAAGCCAGGCUGCCAAAGAUGUCCAGAAGAUAAUAGGAGAUCAUUUUAAUGACCAGGACCCUCGUGUUAGGACUGCAGCUAUAAAAGCCAUGCUGCAGCUUCAUGAAAGAGGAUUAAAAUUACAGCAGGCUAUUUACAGUCAGGCCUGCAAACUGUUGGCAGAUGAUUACGAGCAAGUGCGCAGCGCUGCAGUUCAGCUCAUUUGGGUCCUCAGUCAACUUUACCCUGAAAGCAUCGUCCCCAUUCCUUCUUCUAAUGAGGAAAUUCGCUUGGUUGAUGAUGCAUUUGGAAAAAUUUGUCAUAUGGUUAGUGAUGGUUCCUGGGUUGUUAGAGUACAAGCUGCUAAGUUAUUGGGUUCUAUGCAACAAGUUAGCUCCCAUUUCUUAGAGCAGACCCUUGACAAGAAGCUCAUGUCAGAUCUGAGGAGGAAGCGCACUGCACAUGAACGUGCCAAAGAACUCUACAGCUCUGGGGAGUUUUCAAGUGGCAGAAAAUGGGGAGAUGAUGCUCCCAAAGAAGAAAUUGAUACAGGUGCUGUAAACUUGAUUGAAUCAGGAGCUUGUGGAGCCUUUGUUCAUGGCCUGGAAGAUGAGAUGUAUGAGGUUCGGAUCUCUGCGGUUGAAGCUCUCUGUAUGUUGGCUCAGUCCUCACCUUCUUUUGCGGAGAAGUGCCUGGAUUUUUUGGUUGACAUGUUUAAUGAUGAAAUUGAGGAGGUGAGAUUGCAGUCAAUACACACCAUGAGAAAAAUUUCCAACAACAUCACGCUGCGGGAAGACCAGCUGGAUACUGUGUUAGCCGUCUUGGAGGAUUCUUCAAGGGACAUUCGGGAAGCACUUCAUGAACUGUUGUGUUGCACCAAUGUCUCGACUAAAGAAGGCAUCCAUCUUGCACUGGUGGAGCUGCUGAAGAACCUAACUAAAUAUCCCACAGACAGAGAAUCCAUAUGGAAAUGCUUGAAGUUCUUGGGCAGCAGGCAUCCCACUUUGGUGCUGCCGUUAGUCCCGGAGCUGCUGAGCACACAUCCGUUCUUUGACACUCCAGAACCAGACAUGGACGACCCAGCCUACAUUGCUGUUCUGGUUCUGAUUUUUAACGCUGCUAAAAGUUGCCCAACAAUGCCUGCCCUGUUCUCGGAUCAUACAUUCAGACAUUACGCCUAUCUUCGGGACAGUCUCUCUCAUCUGGUCCCUCCAUUAAGAUUGCCAGGUAGAAAGCUGGUGUCCUCCCCAGUCUCUCCCAGUAUUACACCGCAUGAAGAUCCUUCCCAGCAGUUCUUGCAUCAAAGCCUGGAGAGAGUUUACAACCUGCAGCACCUUGACCCGCAGGGCAUACAGGAGCUGCUGGAAUUUACCAUCCGUGAUCUUCAGAGGCUUGGAGAGCUGCAGUCAGAACUGGCAGGGAUGGCAGAUUUCACUGCAACUUACCUUCAGUGUCAGCUGCUCCUCAUCAAGGCUUUGCAGGAGAAGUUGUGGAACGUGGCAGCUCCUCUGUACCUGAAACAGAAUGCGUUAGCAUCCGCUGCAGCAAAACAGAUCUUGGAAGAAACUUAUAAAAUGGAGUUCAUGUACAGCAGUGUGGAAAGCAGACAAGUGGUCAUUAUUCACCACAUGAGACUGCAGGCGAAGGCAUUACAGCUUAUUGUCACUGCGCGUACCACUAGAGGAGUGGAACCCCUUUUUGGAAUGUGUGAAAAAUUCCUCCAGGAAGUGGAUUCCUUUCAGAGAUGUUUCAUCUCUGAGCUCCCCCAUAUGCAAGGCAGUUUUGUAGAUAAAUUGCUGGACUUAAUGCCCAGACUUGUGACAUCCAAGCCGUCGGAAGUGGUCAAGAUUCUUCAGACAACACUGCGACAAAGUACCUUCCUCCACCUUCCUCUUCCAGAGCAGCUCCAUAGAGCUACUGCAAAUAUCAUUGAGCCUACCGGUGAAUCUGAUAACCCUCUGAGGUUUACAUCGGGGUUGGUAGUGGCACUGGAUGUUGACGCAACUCUGGAACACGUGCAGGAUCCCCAGGGAACCGUUAAAGUUCAGGUGUUGUAUCCAGAUGGACAAGCACAACUAAUCCAUCCUAAACCAGCUGACUUUCGAAAUCCUGGUCCUGGAAGGCACAGGCUGAUAACUCAGGUUUACCUCUCCCACACAGCCUGGACAGAGCCAUGUCAGAUUGAAGUGCGGUUGCUGCUGGCCUACAAUUCCAACAGGAGCAAAGCAUCUGCUAAAAUUCCUAAAUCUUCCUGGAACGAGAGCUUGGAGGCUCUCCCGCAAUCCGAAAAUGGCAUAGAGGGGACCAUACCCUUCAGCAAACCUGUCAAAGUUUAUAUCAUGCCCAAACCUGCCAGACGGUGAAGUCUUAUCGCUAAAAUAAAUAUAUUUAUGGGAUUGUUUGGUUACAUGAAAACAAUAGACUGUGUUCCAAGAUGGUGAA